UUCAUGUAGUACUUCGUUUCUUGAACAAAGCCAACAACUGCAAUAUAACGUUUUAGUUUGGCAAUUUCAUAACAAUGUUUUUUCCCCAUUUUAAGUAUACGGAUUCAUUACAUGUUCAGAAAUUAGAGUUUGUUGGUUUAUAAAAUUUCUUUGACAACUUAAUUUGGAGCUUCUUUUAACUAAUUCGGUCCUACGGAGCUCCCGUAGCUGCCACCUUCUUCCUAGCUAUCUCGUUUAGCACGGUAGCGAACCGCAUCUGAAUUGUGGUGUUACCACUGUCAACAAGCGCUACAGGCCAGAGACAAGAGACUGAUUCUACACAUGGUGUGAAAACACAACGUCAAAUGGGAUUGUCAAAUGUAAAAACUCAGCUGCCCACCAAAAACACACUUGACUGUUUUUAGUUUAAACUGCUGCACCAAUGGAUGAAGAAAUACAGCAGCCUCGCGGGAACCAGCCUGUGGAAAAAGAAGCGAGUCAAAGCAGAGAGAAGACUAACAAAUUCCAGGAUGGACAUGAACAUGAUCUAUCUGGAAGCCCCAUGCUACUACAUGUAGGAGAAGCUCGACGAGAAGAGUCUCGGACUCAGGAAGAAAAGCCCCCUGUUGGCUGUCCUCCCACUGACUGGUUGGAGCCACUAGAAGAAGAUGACCAAGGUGGUGGUGAUGAUGAAAGUGUAGCAGGAGAAAGUGAAAAGAGUCAUAGUGUAAAAGGCAGUGAGAAUGCUCUAAAAACAGAUAGACUGGUCCGACGUCGACGCAAGCGUACCCAUCCCGAUGAGGGAUGGUUUGACUUCCCUGGUCUUGGAGAAGGUUGGAAACGCAAAGAGGUUAUCCGGCAAUCUGGUUCUAGUGUUGGCCAAACGGAUGUCUAUUACCUCAGUCCUCAAGGUUAUCGGGUGAGAAGCAGAGUGGAGCUGAUGACACUGCUUGUUGGAGUCAAUGACAUAUCAAAUUUUGACUACAAGUCAGGGAAGUUCUAUAAUGGCGGAGUGCGAAAAUCAAGAGGCAGAAAGAAGAGGAAGGUGCGGGAGCGCUCAUCCUCUGAGUCCAGCUUGAUGGAACGGGGAGAUGAGGCAGACAUGCCGGACUACCACCCUAAGCCCCCUCCCAUCCAUUGGACCAAAUCCUUCCUCUCUAACGACACACCUUCCCAAAAUGAAAGUAGUGAAAGUGUCGUACCCAGUAUUAAAAUAAAAUUUCGCCUGCCGUCAUCAUCCAAAUCACACCUCUCCAUAAAAGGACAACCUGGCCCUGAUGAUAAAACAUUAUUGUGCUCCAAAUGUGGUAUGCCCUUCAUUGGCACGUGGUACGACCGCCAACGAAAGAGACCCUCUUGUCCUUCCUGUUGGGCUUCAAAGACAAUUGAACACCCAUUGAUUCGUUUACGCAAGUGGAUUCCAUGUGGGCAGUGUGUGGGAUGUCACAUGACGGUAAACUGUGGCCAGUGUGCCAACUGCAAAAGUCCUGAGAACCGAAAACGUAUAUGCAGAAUGCGCAAAUGUCUUUGUCCAAUUCGGAAAAGCACUGAAACAGAAAGUGUCAUCCCAAAGAUGCCAGAAAAUGACAUUUCUGAGUUACUGGAUGACAAUCUAAGUUUGCAGGAGGAACCUACAGAGUCACAGCAACAGGAUGUAAAAAGCAGUGAAACAGAGAACAUUUCUUCCAACAUGGACUUUGAGGAUGAUGAUGACUACUCAACGGAUGAUGAUGAUGAUUGGCAUAAGAAGCGGAAGCGACGUGCCUGUGGAGAAUGCAACGCGUGUCUCUGCAGGAAGGACUGCGGCACAUGUGAUUUUUGUGUUGACAAACCCAAGUUUGGUGGCAGCAACAAAAAGAGGCAGAAGUGUCGCCUCCGACAGUGUCAGAGACAGGCAAUGAGGCACUUGCUCCCCUUUGAGAUGUCUCAAGGCGCUUAUAGGUCAGAUGAUCCAUCACUGCCAGGCAGGCCAAGGCCUCACUACACAUACAGUCGAAAGACAAAUUUAAAAAGGAAUAAAUUGCCACCAGGCUGCUGGGACUUGAGUGACGACGACGACGACUUCCAAGAUAUGAACUGGAGCUCCGAACCUUUGAGAAAUAAUGCAAAUGACAUUAACCUGAUGGACCAAUCUAAACAGUUAAAUCGUUCAAUUUUGGAAGAUCAAGAAGUGGCAAAACGUGACGGUUUUCAAGACAACAGAAGUUUUCAAGACCAGCAAAAGGAAAGGGAUGAAGAGGAGACGCACAUUGAAACAGAUUAUCUAAGGCACAUAGAAGAGGAAGAUAAUGACUCUGAGUUGCCUAUGAUCACACAGAUCUUCAGUUUGGCUGAUAAUCCUGUUGAAACAAUGGUGGAUGGUGAUAGCCAGCUUUUGAAUCUGCUCAGUUCUUUGCGUUGCACCUCCUUGCCGAUCCUCUGGUAUGCAGUAAUGGCGAAGGGCCCACAGAUUCAGCUUGUCCAGUGUUCAAAACAGUCCAACAUGUCUGAUACCAUCGUGCUGAUUGACCCAGGCUUCUUCUAUCAGGUCACUGUGCAAAAGCAACCCCUUUUACCCACCCACUCACUAUAUCGUAAAUUCCCGCAAAAGUUGACCUCUGUGACUGAAGUGGUCAGUCUGCUUUUGGGCCUGGAGAAAUAUGCCCUAUGUCAAGGGCUGCCCCCCAAAGGGCCGUUAUCCAGCCAUGCCCCUAUUACGUUGGAGCGAGCUGCAACAUGUGAGUUCUUGGUGAAGAAAAACAUUGACAUCUGCUUUAACUGCAAAUUUCUUUGUGAAUGAGGAUGUUGAAAUUCACAUUGAGACUAAAAGUGGGACCAAGGCACUGCUGUACCACCAUGUAUUUCCUCUCACUAUCUUGAUACGCCACAGAUUGACCUCCGACCUGGGAUAGUACAAUUGAAGCAUCACCAAAGGCAUUCCAUGGACAUUAGGAGCAUUUCUUUGUGGUUUUUUUUUCUUUUGUCACUUUGAAAGGUGGCAAUUUAGACCUUCAUAUUGUAUCAUGCUAACAUGGACUUGGUAUAAAUGUGUCAAUUUAAUUUAAAAAAAAAAAAACACCUUGGUUUUUGUUAUACUAGUGUCCAGAAAAGCCUCCUCUUCAUCAUCUUCUGUCAGACCCAGUUUUGUAUCCACUUUGUGCAUAGAUGGCAAAGACCGCCCCCUUUCAUCUGAUUGCUUUCCUCUGUGAUGAAGACCCAACCCUCACUACUUGUGGGAGCUUUCCUCUGUGAUGAAGACCCAACCCUCACUACUUGUGGGAGCGCACAUUUAUCUUGACAGUGCUGGCUCAAGGAGGGUAGGUAGAAGUACAGUGCUGUGAAAAUGUAUUUGCCCUCUUCCUGAUGUGUUUAUUUAUUUUUUGCACAUCUAUCACACACAAAAUUAUCAAAUCAUCAAAACAAUUUUAAUAUAACUCUGAGAUAACCCAAGGGAAUGCAAAAAGCAGUUUUCAAAUGACAAUUAAAUUUAUUAAAGGCUCAAAAAAAUCUUAAGUCUUUGUUUGACCAUCUGUGAACCCCCUCCAAAAAAAACAUAAUACUAGGUUUAACAAGGGGACAAUUAUGUUUUCACAAAGGGUCAGAAAAAUAUAUUUUUUUUGUUCCUUAAAUUAAAUUGUCAUGUGAAAACUGCAUUUUGCAUUUCCUUGGGUUAUCUCUGAGUGAUAUUAAAAUAGUUUUGAUGAUUUGAAACCUUUGUGUGUGAUGGAUAUGCAAAAAAAAAAAAAAUCAUGAGGGGGCAAAUACUUUGUCAUGACACUGUAAGUGGAGAUCUUUGCUAGUGACUUGGAUAACUACGAAAUUGGAAUGACUCAUUUGCAGGCUUCUGGGCAGAAAAACAUGAAACUCAGGAAUGAACGUUUUCAAUCACAUUUCACAUGUUUACGUAGGCACCAUCAUGCCAAUAUGGCAUCCCAUAUACCCGAAAAAGUUGGUUUUGUAAAAUAUGAGCCCUGUAAAGAUUUAUGGGUGGAUGCAAAUGCUCUCACAGUUGUGUGGUUAGUGGUUUACUUGGGGAAUGCGUGCAUACUAAUGGACUUCUCAUCUUUUACCUCAUGCUGCCGGUCAUGGCCAAAUUCAAGACUCAACAGUAAUGACCCCUCUCAUACUUUUAUCCCAUGUUUGUUGUGCCACUGCCCUAUUUUCCUUAUAGCCAGCAUAAUGGUUUAAUGAUCAUUCAGUCCAAUGACGUUAGACAUCCCGGAUGCUGGAUUGGAUCGGUUUUAUCAAACGUCUGUUGGCACUCAAAAUAUGAAAAUCUGUUUUAACACAGCUAAAUUACCAUGACAUUCAGUUUCAUAUGACAUGUAUUCAUUUUAACGCCAUUUGAAAAUUGUGGAAAUAUUUUUGGAACUGACUUGAAAUGUCAAUGUAAUGUUUGAAAAUGACCACUAUUCAACAAGAUGGAGUUCAGAGUACCUUAAAUGUAUGCACACAAACAGAUGUGGUCUUAUUCCUUUUCCGUUCUUUCUUUUUCUCCCAAAUGAAACUGGAUGGUUAUCAUAUCACAGAUGACAUUUCUUGCAUAGUGGGGAAGAUAAGUGUUUGAUAAUGCCACAAUUUUUUUACCCACUUGCAAAAAAUGGGCAGGUCUGAUGUUUGCCUAUUUGGUUAAAGCAUACGGGAUGUGUGUCAAACUCAAAGCACGGGAGUCAAAUCUGGCCUGCCACAUUAUUUGGCCCAUGAAAGCAAAUCAUAUGCAUCAUGUUUCAUGUAGAAAUACUGAAACUGAAAGAUUUACUGUUACUAAUGUUGAGGUAUUGUAAGCAUUUUUUUUUUACCACCAAUUCCCAUUUUAAAAUAAAUGGAGUAGUUGAAUUUUUUACUGGAUUCUGAUUUCAAAAUUAAUUUGUUGUGUAUAUAUUAUAAUCAGGUGAUCAAACAUUUAUAUGGGCUCUCUCUGGCCUACUCACCAAUUACCUAACAAAAUCUUAACAGUGAUAAAAAUGAAAUCUUACUCAAAGGUAGCAAGUCCGUGCUAGCCAAAAUGGACAGUUUUUCCCUUUGACUUAAUUCUGCUGUCCUUGUUCAUAGCCUUGUUACUUUACACUUCGAUGAUUGCAUUUCUCUCCAGUAGGCUCACUCCAAAAACCACAGCUUCUCCAGAACUGUUCUGCCCAUAAUCUCAAAAGGACACCCUACACUCACCACGUCACCCCAGCCUAGCAACAACUCCACUGGCUCACUGUCCAAUAGUUCAUUCAGUCUAAUAUACUGAGCUGCAUUUUCAAGGCCAUCCAUGACAUUGCCCUGCCAUACCUCGCUGACCUUUACGUUGUCAUCUCUGAUCUUCAUUCUCUAUCCGCCUCACUGCCCGUCUGCAACCGUGGGGGACAGACCCUCAGCCAGUCUACAAACCUGUCUUUGGAGCUCAAUACCACCUGACCUCUGAGACAUAAACUCUUUAACCCUCUUCAAAUCCAAACCCAAGGCACCUAUUCAUUUUAACCUUUCACACACAAUUUUCCAUUUUAAUUGUUUUAUAGACCAAUUACAAUGAAUUUAGGACAUUGUCCAUGUCCAUUUUCAAUUGUGUUAAAAACAGAACACAGUCAUUUGCAAAUCAUGUUCAACCUAUAUUUAAUUGAAUACACUACAAAGACUAUAUUUACUAUAUACUAAAAGUGUUUGACUAUUUUCUCUCACACUUCUUUGCAAAGAAGUGAGCCUCGCCCCAUCGUCACUUGUGAAUGAGUAAGCAAUUCCGGGAAAGUCAUUUUAAAACAAUCACGCCAUCCUACCUGUUCCCAAUUAGCCAGUUAGCCUGUUGUGCGGGAUGUUCCAAACGGGUGAUUUGUCUUUUUGUUUGUCUUCUUUGCUACCUGUCCCAGCUUUUUUGGAACAUGUUGCAGCCAUAAAUUUCUAAGUUAAUGAUUAUUUGCUAAAAACAGUGUUUAUCAGUUUGAACAUUAAAUAUCUCAUCUUUGUUGUUUAUUCAGUUAAAUACAUUUUGAAUAUGAUUUGCAAAUCAUUGUGUUCUAUUUUUAUUUAUGUUGAACACAACAUACUUUGUUGGGAUUGGGUUUGUUUGUUGUCUUGUCUCAUUCUUGGUCUUGACUCAGACUUUGGGAGAUCAUUACUAUUUGCUUUCAUUUAUUUGUAGUUUCCUCAGGAAAUUGUUUACCCCUCUUGUUGGUACACACCCCUGACUUUGUUGCAGUCAGCAUGGGAUCAAUUCCUGCUCAGUGAUGGUGUCGAUAUCUACCCUGCAACUGACUGGUGACCAGUUUGGGGUGCAGUCUGUCUUUCACCUAAAGUUAGCUGGGAUAGGCUUCAGGCCUUCUGCGACCCUUGCGAGGAUAAGCGGCUUGGAAUGGAAAGAGGGAAAAAAUGGAAUUGAUCAUUGUGUGUUGAAAUAAAUAUUUCAGCUUAGUCUUCAAUAAAUGGGUCCCAUGUGCCUGAAUAUUUGAUAUAUCUCACAAAGUGAAAUGUAAUGUGCAUUAUCCACUGCUGUUCCAUGUUAUUACAGCAAUUUAAUUCUGACAUGUAAAAAGGGAUUCCACCCCCUUCACUCCGUUCCAUGCUUUUAUUUUGAUGGUCAUGGGAUGUUAAUUGAAGGGAUACCAUUAUAAUGCCUUUAUUUUAUGAACCUGGCAUCUGAUGUUGUCUUGAAGUCCUUACACAGUCAUAUUUUUAUCAUCAAAUGUUUCUUUUAUAAUUUAAAGAAAUGUGAAAUAUAAUAUUUGUUUCAACUAC
Messenger RNA from Syngnathoides biaculeatus (alligator pipefish), 6672 nucleotides. RefSeq names its product methyl-CpG binding domain protein 1b (gene mbd1b). Gene Ontology annotation, molecular function: DNA binding; zinc ion binding. Bases 422 to 2758 code for a protein of 778 amino acids. Lineage: Eukaryota; Metazoa; Chordata; Actinopteri; Syngnathiformes; Syngnathidae. The transcript is spliced from 17 exons. The record is from RefSeq and is a predicted model, not a curated record.